Messenger RNA from Galeopterus variegatus (Sunda flying lemur), 1692 nucleotides. RefSeq names its product liprin-alpha-1-like. Gene Ontology annotation, biological process: synapse organization. The coding region runs from base 67 to 1452 and encodes 461 amino acids. Gene Ontology annotation, cellular component: presynaptic active zone. The transcript has 2 exons. Lineage: Eukaryota; Metazoa; Chordata; Mammalia; Dermoptera; Cynocephalidae. The record is from RefSeq and is a predicted model, not a curated record.
UCUGAGAAUAUAGAUGCUGUGAACCUUUAAUUUAUUAGCUCCAGAUACUUAUGAAAUUGCAGAUUUAUGGGAACCAGUAUUCUGCUCUUAAUGAUUCUAGUCUGGGUCUGUCAUUUCCAGAUGAUGCGUAAGGUGAUGCCAACCAUCAGUGAAGCCGAAGGCUCCCCAGGAGGAAGUGGGAGCGAUGCUUCCCGCUCCCCUUCACGGGCAGACGCAGAUUCACAUUUUGAACAGUUGAUGGUCUCCAUGCUGGAAGAAAGGGACCGACUUCUUGACACUCUUACAGAGACUCAAGAAACGCUGGCAUUAACCCAGGGGAAAUUACACGAAGUUGGUCAUGAAAGAGAUUCCUUGCAGAGACAGCUCAAUACUGCACUUCCACAGGAGUUUGCUGCACUUACGAAGGAACUGAAUGAAUGCAGGGAACAGCUUCUGGAAAGGGAAGAGGAAAUUGCUGAACAGAAAGCAGAAAGGAACAACACCAGGCUGCUUUUAGAACAUUUGGAAUACCUUGUCUCUAGGCAUGAGAGGUCUCUCAGGAUGACCAUGGUGAAGAGAGAGGCACAGUCCCCAGCAGGUGUGUCCAGCGAAGUCGAAGUGCUCAAAGCACUGACAUCGUUGUUUGAGCACCACAAAGCUCUGGAUGAAAAGGUGAGAGAGAGAUUACGAGUAGCACUUGAAAGGUGUAGUUUGUUAGAAGAAGAAUUAGGUGCCACACACAAAGAGCUAAUGAUUCUUAAAGAACAGAAUAAUCAGAAAAAAACACUAACAGAUGGAGCACUUGACAUGAACCAUGAACAGGAAAAUACCCCGAGCACGAAUGGAAAGAGAUCUUCUGAUGGUUUGUUAAGCCAUGAGGAGGACCUUGCUAAAGUAAUAGAGCUCCAGGAAGUCAUAGACAAGCAAUUGAGGGAGCAGAGCCAAAUGAAAGAGCACCUGGCUGCCCUCUCCAGUCACGUGGCAGAGCUGGAGGAAGAUCUCUACACGGCCAGGGAAGACUUGAUCAAAUCUGAGGAGAUGAACACGAAAUUGCAACGGGACAUCCGUGAAGCCAUGGCCCAAAACAAAGACAUGGAAGAGAGAAUCACUACUCUUGAAAAACGCUACCUCGCUGCGCAGCGUGAAGCCACAUCUGUGCAUGACCUCAAUGAUGAACUUGAAAAUGAAAUUGCAAACAAAGAUUCUAUGCAUCGACAGACUGAGGAUAAAAACCGCCAGUUGCAGGAACGGCUGGAAUUAGCGGAGCAAAAGCUGCAGCAGACCAUGAGGAAAGUCGAGACACUCCCGGAAGUGGAGGCGGAGCUGGCCCAGAGGGUGGCAGCGCUCUCGAAGGCUGAAGAGAGACACGGCAACAUUGAAGAAAGGUUACGACAGAGAAGAUGCCGAUGGACGGCAGUGUGUCAGGAACAACGCAGGUUGGAUUCUGCCACAGUCAGGACUUACUCCUGCUAAAGCCUCCUGCUGUUUACCCACACUACUUCUGCAGAUGGUUAUGCAGCAUUUUGAAUCCAACAAAGACUACAUUUUAGAAUGCAAUGGAAUCUGUAAUGUUAAUACUUGUUAUAUGGGCCCUAAGAUAUUUUAUUACAGAGUGUUUAAUUAGUGAAAAAUUCAUGAAUACCAUAGAGAAAAUAUUUUAGACUUUAAUGUUUCUUAUAUUUAUGUAAACUUAUGACUCUUCAUUUAUAUAGU